This is a messenger RNA of Exaiptasia diaphana, 512 nucleotides long. Its product is annotated as vesicular inhibitory amino acid transporter. NCBI's taxonomy places the organism in Eukaryota, Metazoa, Cnidaria, Anthozoa, Actiniaria, Aiptasiidae. The record is from RefSeq and is a predicted model, not a curated record. The transcript is spliced from 3 exons. The coding region runs from base 135 to 494 and encodes 119 amino acids.
CUGCCUUCGGGGUUUGAAUAGACCUUUUGAGUCGCUUGAAAUAUUUUGUUUGACUUCAGUGAUGAUGAUCAUCUGUGAUCACCCGUGUUGUUAAUGUCCGUCUGAAGAAGAAACUGAAGACUUCUUAACUUUCAAUGAUGUCGUUGAAGGAAUACAAACUACUUACAACACAAACAGACGAUGAAUCGGAAGACCUUGAGAAAUAUGAUCAACCGGUUCUUGAACAACACUUAUUUUMCCAUCAUGAAGAAAUUCAGUCACCCAAAGAAAUCAGUACUUGGAAGAUGGYCUUAAACUUGUUAAACUACAUGGAAGGCGUUGGAUUCCUUGCCAUUCCAUACGCUGUAAGAGAAGGAGGAAUCACUGCUCUCCUUGGGAUCUGCCUUCUACCUUUCAUMCUUGGAUAUACAGCAAAUCUCCUCAGCCAAUGCAUAGACGAAAAAGAUGAAACUGGACAAAUCGUAAAAAGAAGGCUUUCUGGCCUUCAGGGAUGACACAGAAGAAGUCGCACU